CUAGUAAUUAAUCAGCUUGCCCGCUCCGACCUUGGGAGCGUGAGGAGUGCGGAGAGAUCGCCGACCUCGGGUCGUCCCCGGGAUAGCAACCACGCAGCAGCAUGGAACCCGAAAAGCUUUCCAUCUCUGAAAAAAGCUCGGGGGGACCCGGAGCACUCGAAGUCUGAGACGGAAGAUACUGCUUUCGCGCCCAUUGGCAACCCAAGGACCCGCGAGGAGCCGAUAUCAAAACAGCAGUCCAAUGCCUCUCGAUCGCUCGACCGUGCCUGGUCUUUGAGUGACGGGGUGAGUGUGAAUAGACAGGAUGUCGAGCAAGAACCUGGCCAAGACCAGGAUCAGGCUGCGGACGAAAAUGGAUUCACCGUGAGCUGGGAUGAAAAUGACACCUUGAAUCCGCGGAGUAUGAGUCUUGGUCGUCGGUGGCUUAUCACCGUUCUGGUUUCCCUGGGGUCAGCGUGCGUGACGUGUACAUCUUCAAUGUACACUACAACAUAUGCCCAAAUCAUGGAUGAAUUCAACAGCUCCCAGGAAGUCGCCACUCUGGGCCUGUCGACGUUCAUCUGGGGACUCGGCCUUGGCCCGCUCUUCCUUAGCCCUUUGUCCGAGUUCUAUGGCCGGCGAUGGGUCUAUAUUAUCUCCCUCUUCCUUUUCUUGAUCUGGCUCAUCCCCUGUGCCGUGGCGCAAAACAUGCAGACUAUGCUUGUCUGCCGUUUCUUCAACGGUCUCUCUGGGAGCGCAUUUUUAAGUGUUGCUGGUGGUACCGUAGGGGACAUGUUCGAUCGACAACAGCUUGCUGCGCCGAUGAUGCUUUACACAGCGAGUCCAUUCGUUGGGCCAGAGAUUGGUCCUCUGGUGGGCGGGUUCAUCAACCAAUACACUUCCUGGCGCUGGACUUUUUGGGUCUUGAUGAUUUGGACCGGUGUGAUCCUCAUUUCGGUCAUCUUCUUCGUCCCCGAAACUUACCAUCCGGUUCUCCUCAGGCGUAAAGCACAGAAACUCCGGAAAGAAACCGGCGACGAUCGGUGGAUUGCUCCCAUUGAAAAGAUGAACAGAUCCGUGGCGCAGACAGUGCUUCGCUCUAUGUACCGACCAAUUCUUCUCCUGGUUUUGGAACCAAUGUGUCUGAAUCUCUGUCUAUUCUCAGCCAUUCUGUUGGGUAUUAUUUACCUGUUCUUCGGAGCCUUCCAGUUGGUAUUCGAAAACGUGUACGGCUUCGAGUUGUGGCAACGCGGUCUCUGCUUCAUGGGUAUCUUUGUUGGUAUGGUCUGUGGCAUUCUGACUGAUCCCUUCUGGCGUCGCAACUAUAAGCGGUUGGAGCGAAACCAUAGACGGAGGGCAGAUGCGGACGAUGAAUUUCGCCCCGAAUGGCGGCUGCCACCUGCAAUCGCAGGCGCCCCUCUCGUCACUAUUGGAAUGUUCAUCUUUGCGUGGACAAUCUAUUCUGAUGUUCACUGGAUCGCCCCAAUCAUCGGCAGUGCAGUGUUCGGUGCAGGAACGAUCCUCGUUUACUCGGGUAUCUUCACAUUUUUGGUGGACGCCUAUCCCACCUUUGCAGCGAGUGCGUUGGCAGCGAACAGCUUCCUGCGAUCCAGCUUUGGAGGGAUCUUCCCUCUCUUUGGUAUUCAAAUGUACAACAAGCUUGGGUAUCACUGGGCCUCAUCGCUGCUUGGAUUCUUGACCUUGGCCAUGCUUCCCUUCCCGUAUAUCUUUUUCCGCUUCGGUGCUCGUAUUCGACAGAAGAGUCGCUUUGCGACUUCCCAGAAGUGA
Molecule: messenger RNA, 1767 nt
Organism: Penicillium chermesinum
Lineage: Eukaryota; Fungi; Ascomycota; Eurotiomycetes; Eurotiales; Aspergillaceae
Product: MFS transporter
Exons: 12
Biological process (GO): transmembrane transport
Cellular component (GO): membrane
Molecular function (GO): transmembrane transporter activity
Source: RefSeq, a predicted model, not a curated record